Salarias fasciatus (jewelled blenny) is the source of this 4363-nucleotide messenger RNA. It is a transcript of the gene wwc1, whose product is annotated as WW and C2 domain containing 1. NCBI's taxonomy places the organism in Eukaryota, Metazoa, Chordata, Actinopteri, Blenniiformes, Blenniidae. Bases 821 to 4294 code for a protein of 1157 amino acids. The transcript has 22 exons. Gene Ontology annotation, biological process: negative regulation of organ growth; cell migration; regulation of hippo signaling. The record is from RefSeq and is a predicted model, not a curated record. Gene Ontology annotation, molecular function: molecular adaptor activity; kinase binding. Gene Ontology annotation, cellular component: cytoplasm.
CUCUCUGUGAAGGAACAAAACUUGACCGAGGAUCUGCGGAUGGAGGAUCCGGUGGAUUAAAGAUCGAUCCUCGGGAGCGACCGGAGUUCUGAUCGUGCCUCUUCCUGAUUGGUCCUUUCCUGCGGACCUUCAGAACUGGACGUGUUUGUCCCGCCAGGUCCCGGGUCCCCCGCUGAGUCCCGGCUGUCCCGGGAGACCCGCGUCCUCCGCCUGGUUGAUCCUCCGCCGCGCGGCCCGCCGCUCGUCCCCGUCCCGGACUUUUAUUUUGUUGAAAUGCGUCAACAGCGGCGCUCGGUGAGUUGCGGCGGAGUUCGGUAAACUUCGUGGGGGUUCGGAAAGUUCCGGCAGCUUUCCGGAGGUGACCGAACAGUUCGGUAGAAGGAAAACGUUCAGUCCGCCGCCGCCGCAGCCUCAGGCCGAGUACCGAGAGGACCGGGGAGUACUGCGGAGUACCGGGGAGUACCGGGAGUACCGCGAAGUACCGGGGAGAACCGGGGCACCCCGGAGCUGCCAGGGCCGCUGUCCGGAGCCCCGCGGCUGGCGGCGGCUCGGCUGCUCUCAUGCCGGCCUGCAGGCUCUGCGGAGCGGGGCAGAGGAGCUCCGAGUCCGGGCAGGUCCCGGAGCUGUGCUGAGACCCGGGCCGGACCGGACCGGACUCCCGUCCGGGCCUCCGGGCUUGAAGAAAAGUUGCCAGAAGUCCGUUUUCCCGGGAGAAGCUCAGACUGAUCGGGCGGAUCGCGGCGGAUCAUGACGGAUCACCGGAGACCGAGCAGGACGCCGCUCUGACCGACAGCAGGACCCGGAUGGAGACUCGGCCCAGAUGCCGCGGAACGAGCUGCCGCUGCCGCCCGGCUGGGAGGAGGCGCGAGACUUCGACGGGAAACGUUACUACAUAGACCACGCCUCCCAGAGCACGAGCUGGGUCGACCCCCGGGACAGGCACACCAAGCCCCUGACGUUCUCGGACUGCGUGGGCGAUGAGCUGCCGCUGGGCUGGGAGGAGGUCCUGCACCCGGACCUGGGGUCCUACUACGUGGACCACAACUCCAAGAGCACCCAGCUGGAGGACCCCCGGGUCCGGUUCCAGCAGGACCAGCAGGCCAUGCUGCGGGACUACCUGCGGGCUGCCCGGGACGCGCUGGAGGCCCGGCAGGAGGUGGUCCGGGUCAAGGAGCAGCGGCUGGACCUGGCCCAGCAGGACUACCGGGACCUGGACCGGGCCUGGAGGGCCCGCGCCGCCUCCCACACCAGCCUCAACUCCAGGUCUUCGUCCUCCAGCAAGUUUGACCCGGAGAUCCUGAAAGCUGAGAUUUCCACGGCCAGAAGCCGGGUCCACAAACUGAAGCGAGACCUGGCCUCCAUGAAGCAGGACCUGCAGCACCGGGAAGAGGGACUCCAGACCCUAAAGGAGAUCGACCGGAAGGCGUCCGGCCGGCCGUCCGGCUUCAGGCCCCAGGAGACCGAGGCGGUCCUGACGGAGCUGCGGACCCUCCGGGACGCCGUCCGGGCCGGGGAGCGGGAGAAGACCCGGCUGCUGCAGAAACUGGCCGUGUUGAAAGACGGGUUCCGUCUGGAUUCGGGUUCUCAGCAGGACUUGUGGACCAGCGACUCAGACCGGUCCAGUCCACCAGUCUUCCAGGACGCCGGAUCCCAGACCGACAUCCCUGCUGAGUUCUUGACGAAGCCCAACAGGCUGGCGGAGAAGGUCCGGCUGAGCCUGAACCUGGAGGAGGCCCGGAGGAGGAUCUCCGACCUCGAGGUGCAGAUCGCCGGGCUGGACCGCGAGGCGUGGCCGGGGCUGCUGGACCCGGAGCGGGACCGCCUGAUCCUGAUCAGCGAGAAGGAGGAGCUGCUGAAGGAGCUGCAGUACUCCGGGCCCCGCCGGGACCCGGACCCGGACCCGGACCCGGACCCGGACCGGGCCCGCCAGCUGGAGAACCAGAGGAAACGCCUGGAGAGGGACCUGCAGACCGCCAGGGACCACCAGAGCAAGGCCCUGACCGAGAGGCUGCGUCUCCACUGCCGGAGGAAGCAGCUGGUGAGGGAGCUGGAGGAGACGGUCCGUCUCGCCUCGUCUCUUCAGUCUCAGCUGAAGAGCCUGUCCUCCAGCACCCUGUCCUGCUCCUCGGGCAGCAGUCGGGGGUCUCUGACGUCCAGCCGGGGGUCUCUGGCCACGUCCAGCCUGGGCUCCGGGUCGUCUCUCAGCCUGGACCUGAUCCUGGACCAGCCGGACCUGGCGGACCCGGACCUCCAGAACCUGCUGGAGAGCCUCCUGCAGGAGGGGGGUCAGGGGGGUCAGGGGGGUCAGGGGGGCUACCGGCCGCCCAGCUCCAUCACCACCAUCCAUGAGAACGAGGUGGCGCCGGGCCCCCUGGCCGGGGCCCCUGGGGGCGGGGCCGGGCCGGGGGGCGGGGCCGGGGGCGGGGCCGCGGGGGGGUCCAGGGUCCAGACCCUCCGUCUGUCAGAGACUCGCUCCGUCAGCUCCCUGUCCCCCCGGUCCUCCCUGUCCUCGCUGUCCCCGCCCUGCUCCCCGCUGGUCUCCACCUCCAGCCUCCUGAUGGGGGCGCCGGACCAGGACCAGGACCAGGACCUGGACCAGGACCUGGAGCUGCACGGCAGGCUGGCCAAGCUGGAGCUCAACCUGGAGGAGGAGCAGAACCAGAACCCGCAGAGAGACGAGGGUCCAGACUCCGCCCCCCGGCUGCUGGGGGCGGGACCCGAGAGGCUGGGCGUGGCCUCAGCAGCAUCCGACGAGUCGGUGGCGGCUGACAGCGGCGUGUACGAACCGCCGGAACGCAGACCGGGCGUCCCUGCAGACCUGCUGUCCUCCUGUGAGGACCGCUUGUCCCCCAGUUGCUCCCGGGUCCAGCUCGGGUUCCGGUACGAGUCCAGAGACCAGCGCUUCAGCGUCUCCGUCCUGCAGCUGAGCAACUGCAGCGUCCUCGGUCUGCCGGGGGACCAGCGCCUGUACGUCCGCCUGGCCGUCGUCCCUUGCGUCCGGGCCGUCCCCUGUCUCUUCAGGACACGCGGCUCGCUGCCGGGGGACACGGCGUCCUUCAACGAGCUGUUCGGCAUGCACAUUUCCCACAAUGCCCUGCGGCAGAAGACACUGAGAGUGGACGUCUGCAAGACCGGCAGGACGGGCCAUGAGGAGUGUGUGGCCGGGGCUCAGGUCAGCCUGGCCGACCUGGGCUGCUCUCCACAGAGGGUUUCCAGGUGGUUUAACCUGCUGAGUCCGGUCCACAUGUCAGAGAUCCACAGCAGUGACUCGGACCAGAACCAGGACCGGGACCAGACCGGAGUUUCAGGAAGUCACAGAGUCGCCGCUGCAGAUUCUCUAGAAGAAGAAGAAGAAGAGGAGGAGGAAGAGGAGGAAGAGGAGGAGGAAGAGGAGGAAGAGGAGGAAGAGGAGGAAGAGGAGGAGGAAGACGAGGAAGAAGGAGGAGACGAAUGGCCUGGAGACCCUCUGGACGGAUUUGAGGACGUUCCUCCUGAGGGGGCGGAACCCCCAGAGGAAGAGGAGGAGUCCUUUCUGGACAACAGCCAAUGGGAGGCGAAAGAGGCGGAGCCUAAAACUGGUCCUGGUCCGGUGACAGCCCCCAUAGCGGAGAAGGUCAACAAGCAGACCAGCACCGGGACCGGGACCGGGACCGGGACCGGGACCGGGACCGGGCGCCCGGCGGUGCGGCCCAAGCAGCACCGGCAAAGCGGCCUCAUGAGGGGCAGCACCAUCAUCCGGUCCAAGACCUUCUCCCCGGGCCCCCAGAGCCAGUACGUCUGCAGGAUCAACCGCAGUGACAGCGACAGCUCCACCCUGUCCAGGAAGUCCCCGUUCGUCCGCAACGCCUCGGAGAGACGCAGCGUCAGGGCCAAGAAGCCUCCGAUUCAGGUCCGAGGUCUGGACGGCCUCCUGAGGACCUCCCUGGACCUGGAGCUGGACCUGCAGGUGUCCCGGACCCGGCAGGCCCGGCUGGCUCGGGAGAUCCGGGUCCUGAGGGAGCUGAAGACGGAGCUGGAGACGGCCCGGCAGCAGAACCAGCGGGACCUGCCGGACUGGGUCCAGGAGGACGACAGGUUCCGACUGCUGCUGAGGACGGUCGAGAGACAGACUCCGGAGGAGCAGCAGCAGGAGAGACGGGUGGAGAAGAUGAUGAGAGCCGCCGCCAGGGACGUCCACAAGAUCCGAGGACAAAGCUGCAAAGAAGUCCCCGAGGUGCAGACGUUCAGGGAGAAGAUGGCGUUCUUCACGCGGCCGCGGCGCUGCGUCCCGGACCUGCCGUCUCACGAUGUGUAGAAACAUUUCAAAGUGUUUGUCCUGCUGAUCCGCCUGAGAGACAAAGUAGAAGUCAGCUAGCUUCCAUCU